Syngnathus acus (greater pipefish) is the source of this 731-nucleotide messenger RNA. RefSeq lists its product as uncharacterized. Lineage: Eukaryota; Metazoa; Chordata; Actinopteri; Syngnathiformes; Syngnathidae. The record is from RefSeq and is a predicted model, not a curated record. Bases 18 to 731 code for a protein of 237 amino acids. The transcript has 7 exons.
UCGUUUUGGAAUCUUGCAUGUUCUCCUUGGGAUCCAAAGGUAUCGCCAAGGUUCUGAUGGGUGAUGACGCCUCCCUGUGGUUGGGCGCCAACGCCUCCAUCGAGGGUGACGGCGGCAAGUGGGCUGACGGAUCCCCCUUCUCUUACCUCCACUCGAGUGCAGGUGACGCCGAAGGGGGGAAAUGUCUUUCCUUGCUCACUGGCAGCAGUGACUGGAAGCGUGACAAGUGCGACAACAUGAAAGGCUACGUCUGCAAGAAAAGAGGAAAAGGAAAGACAGCAAAACCCCAGCUGCUACAUGACGGCUACAAGGAGAAACUUUUCUGCCAACUCGAUUGGAAAGUCCUUGAAUGUCCCGAUGAAAGAGUCAUCCGCGUACAGUCGGCUUUCCACGGACGGAGGCGUAGCGACGUCUGUCCGAGUGGCGCCGCCAGAUCAGGCAUGUGUCUUGACAGUCUGGGCAUCGCUGACGGGACAAUCCCAGACUCCUCCUUUUCAGCCUCUUCCUCUGCGUUCAAUGCCGAACCUCACAAAGCGCGUCUGGGGGGCAGCGGUUGCUGGAGACCCUCCGAAAUGCUCGGCAGCUGGAUCCAGGUGAACCUCGGUCAGAGGUUCAAGGUGACGGGCAUUGUGACCCACAGCUGUACAUACCGAUUGAAAGGUUCCACCGAAUUUGAGUUGGAGUUCAGUGUUGACGGAGUGAAUUGCCUUCUCUGGGGACGUACAUACUAA